CACAAUUGAGAAUGACUUCCGGACGGGAGCCGAAACGUCUUGAUUCUGAAAACAGCGUCCAGACGACUACGACUGAAACCUUUUCUACGAUGGACCACUCCUGGACGAAACAGGGACAACACCGUCUUAUUUUGAAAACUAUAAAACGUAAACAAUAUGUGUUGACGGCAGUAUAAAUAUAAUAAUAGCACAAAAACAAUAUAAUACUUCAAACUGAAUCUUUGACAAGAGAAAAGUCACAUUAACGUCCCCACCUCUGAUAAAAGCUAGCUGCCUACAGUCGAGCGUCUGUCUUUGUGGCUCUGCUGCCUUGUGUUUGUUACAAUGAGUGAAUCUAGACACGACGUUACGUUCAUUUAGCCGACUGUCUCGCCCGUGGUCCCGCACUCCAAACUGUCAAACACAUCCAGAACAUUUCAGAGGCCGGCAGUCUGUUUACAGUCAUUACGCUGAUGUUUUUGUAAUAAUGUGAUUCACUGAAGCUGAAAUGAGACUCGCAGCAGCUUUUAAAUCAGAUGUCAGCAGCUCAGACCUGUGCGAGGGUUAAACACAGCUCUGCAGAGUCAGUCAGGACGAAUUCGCUCUCACUGCAAACGCCAAAAUCACUGCCGCCACAUCCUGCAUCACACACCACCGCGUCUGCCUCGCCACCGCACGCUUCCUGUAUCUGUGAAAAAAAAAAAGACUGGAAAAUAAAACAAAUAAAAAACACUGGAUGAAGAUUUGUCAGGUGGAGUGAGCAAGCAUUGGUCACUUUACGUUGAGAUCAUUUCCUUUUUGUUCUCUCUUUUUGUAUUUUUGAGGAAUGACUUUGACACUGUUUGAUGAUACUGAGAGGAUUCACGCUUUGUUCUGAUUGGUUGUGUGUAGUACGAAACAGGAAGCGGGUUGCUGUGACUAACACCAUGAUGACACAAAGAUUGUUCCGUGUUUUUCUUUAUUUCUUUUUGUACAUUUUAAAGUGUUUUUUUUUUCUUUUUUUGUGGAAUUAUUUUAACACGCAGGGCGACUUCGUGGCGGCGUGUCGCUGUCAACGUGUCUGAUAUUUGAACUGCUGCGCGCAUGAUGUCAUGAUAAUGAUGUCAUAUUUUUAUUUAACCUUUAAUUAGAUUUAUAUAUUAUAAUAACACUGGCAGUUACAGGUUCCUGACACGACACGGCGCAGCAGGUUUUACUCUGGAUUUGAACAGAUGUUUCUUUGGACUGAGAGGUCAGACUGAGGUCAGAGGUCAGACUGAGGUCAGAGGUCAGACUGAGGUCAGAGGUCAGACUGAGGUCAGAGGUCAGACUUGUUGACGGUGACUCACCUGUCCGAAGCCGCCCUGCUGCUGUACAUACUGAACACACUGACUGACAGUAUAAUUAUUGUUGUUUUCAUAUCUGGAUGCAGGUGAUGUAACAGAUGAAUGGUGAUGUGACUGAUUAACCAUGAGUUACAAUAAAGAGCAUUUCUAUUUGCUUUGAGGAGGCUGCGUUAACAUUUCUGUACAUUGUAUUCAUGUGAUAAACUACAAAAAGCUUUCAUUGUAAACAUUUUAUUCACAGAAUUAAUGUUAUAUUCACAAACCGGACUAAGAGUCUGCAGCCAUGCUGGCAGCUCUGUGAGCUAAAUGCUAACGUCUGCAUGCUAACAUGCUCACUGUGACAAUAACGUUAAUGUCAUCAGCUCUGCAGGUAUUUGGUCAUGAACCAAAGUGUCGGACACGUUAACGUGUCGACCUGAUGGUGGCGCUAGAUGGAAAGUCAGAGGAUCAGCAGAGUUAUUACAGUUCAUCCUGAGGGGAGCGUGAACGACGAAGCAUGUUUCAUCGCAGUCCAGCAGCUGCUGGUGUUUCAGUCUGAACAACGUGGCGGACGGACCGACAUCUUGCUGCUAACGUGGCUAAAAAGACUGGCAGACUUUUCUAAUAAUACUCAAAUGACAGGCGUUAAAUGUAUCAUUGUAUCGAGGUGGUUAAAUCUGGACGUAAUGAGUGUGUUGGUCCGCCCUCUGUCUCCGCCCUCGUGUGCUGAUGUCACACGGAGGCGGGACCUCGACCAUCAGAGCUGAAACUUCUUCACACAGAGCAGAGAGAGGAAGUUCGCCGAGGAGGAGGAAAGCGUCUCUCUCUCUCUGUUUCUGUCAGUUGUUUGAUGUUCUGGACUCUGCAGCAGAGAGAUGAGACUGAAGAUCAGCAGCUAACGAGACAACAGGCAGACAUGGACAAACAGAAAGUGCUGGCCAAGCUGAUCUGGGACCUGCAGUCCUUCUUGUCUGUUCUGGACUCAGAGAACCUGAGUUACAUCGCUCAGUCUCAGAAGAAAUCCAUCUCAGAGCUGCUGUCCAAACUGCAAACACACGACACUCCUGUGGAAGAUGCUGAGUACAUGAUCAUGAGCUGUCCGUCAUCGUCUCCUAGCAACGAGCUGACAGACACACCUGGGACAGAAGGUGUCCGGUCCUCUGCGCUGGUCUUAAAGCAGGACUCAUCUGUGUGGCUGAGAAACGGGGGCCCUGUAGUGCCGCCCCUCCCUCCAGGGGGUCUAGGAGGUGACGAUGAUGACGAAGAUACCUACGAGGAGGCAGAACCUUACGUAGCUGACACAACCGCGUCCAACACUGAGAAGGCGGAGUCAGACAGCAGUCACUACGAGUCGUACGGGGAGGAAGAUGAUGACGAGGAGCCCGUGAAGGACAGGGCUCACUACAUCCAAUGGAGCGCCUCCCAGCCCUGCCUAAGACCCGCCCCCGAGUCCCGCCUCUGUGGUUACCUGUGGAGGAGGAAGUGGCUCGGGCAGUGGACCAAACAGCUGUUCUUCAUCAGGAACGACAUGCUACUGUGUUAUAAGUGUGCUCAGGACCUGCUGCCUCAGCUGGAGUUGAACCUGCGCGGCUGUCAGCUCGUCUACAAGGCGAAGAGCAACAGGAAGAUCCAGCACCAGCUCAAACUGGUCCCGCUGGGCUCGGAGACCCUGGUGCUGGGCUACAGCAGCUUCCAGCAGGCCGACGAGUGGAGGACGGUGAUAGAGGAAGUGAGCGUUGGAGGUGAAGCGAAGACUCAGAGCUCGUUGUCUCUGAUCAGAUCAGACCAGCUGCUGUCCUGCAGGUCCAGUACAGUCCAGACUGAGUCAGGGGAGGAGACACCUUCAGCUCUCUGCAGCCUCAACAAACACAAAGGUUUCCUGAGUGUGCUGAUGAACUGUCAGUGGCAAAGUUUACUGUGUCAGGUGGAGGCCGGUCUGCUCAACAUGUUCGGAGAGGAGGAGGAGGAGGUGAAGGAGGAGGUGAAGAGGGAGCGGUCGCCUCAGUACACCGUCCAGCUCAGAGGGUGUGAGGUCAGAGCCGGGCCCGACACCGCCCACUCCUACAGGAUCACACUGAGCAUGCUCGGUGACCAGGUGGCUGUGCUGGAGCUCAGUAGUUCAGAUGAAAAGGAGCGAUGGUUAAAGCUGCUGCAGGACGGCGCUGCCAAUCACAGUCACCAUGACAACAACACACAGGAGCACACAGGUGGAGCUCUCAGUGGGCUGUGGACUCGAAGGUUUCCCACCUCCAACACUUACAUGGACGACCCCUUCGAUCUGAGUGGAACGGGCCGAGAACAGCCCAUCUACUCCAACAGCUCCAUACUGGAGCACAUGACAGGAAGUCGGUGGAAGUGGAACGAGGCGUUCAGAAGCUGGAGCUGACCGGGAAGAGGACGGUGCAGCUGAGGGCGGGGUCAGAGAUCAACCUGGCGUCUGCCGGGAAGCAAAACAAACGCACCUCUUUCAGACAGUCGCUGGCCGUCUGCACUGAGCGCGCUCAGGCGGGUUUCCUGAACCCUCUGCUGCGACGGACGGCCUCGGCUAAAAACUCUCUGAGACGAGCUCCUUCGGCGCUGUUCAUCGAACAUGGAAAGGUUUUCCAGAGGAGGAAG
Messenger RNA from Siniperca chuatsi (mandarin fish), 3899 nucleotides. Its product is annotated as actin filament-associated protein 1-like 2. Gene Ontology annotation, biological process: positive regulation of interleukin-8 production; regulation of mitotic cell cycle; positive regulation of DNA-templated transcription. The transcript is spliced from 15 exons. Lineage: Eukaryota; Metazoa; Chordata; Actinopteri; Centrarchiformes; Sinipercidae. The coding region runs from base 2134 to 3669 and encodes 511 amino acids. Gene Ontology annotation, molecular function: SH2 domain binding; SH3 domain binding. The record is from RefSeq and is a predicted model, not a curated record. Gene Ontology annotation, cellular component: cytosol.